AUGGCCAAACCCUCACCUUUUGCCCUAUUAUUUAUCUCUAAUCUCUUUCUCUUCUCUUUCUUCUACACGGCGGCGAUUGUCGCCGAUGAAUCGUCGCCUAAAACUGAUCCUCAAAAUCUCCACCUCCGCCUCCUCCACUUCCUCCACCUCCACCUCCACCAAACUUCGCGCCUUCGCCUCCACCUCCGAGUCCUCCUCCACCUCCGCGUCCUCCUCCUCCUCUCACCUCCGCUGUCCCUCCUCCCCCUCCUCUUCCAGCACCUCCUCCUCCUACUUGUGCCAACCAUCCCCCAACCCCAUCGCCACGCCGCCCACCACCGCCACCCACCUCCACCUCCACCUCCACCCCGACCCCCACCCCCACCCACCGCCCCCAUCCCCACCCUCACCCCCGCCCCCACCCCACCUCCACCAUCGCGAACCAAAAUUGCAUUAAAGGCCAUAAAUAAUUUCAAACCAAGAAUCGAGUUUGACCCAAAUAAUGUCACAGCGACGUGGAAAGGGUCAGACGUUUGCAAAUACAGAGGAUUCAUAUGCGACACAGUUCCUGAUUACAAAAGCGAGGCGGUGGCUGGAGUGAGCUUCAACAACUUCGAAUUCAGCGGUUCUAAGCUAACUCUAAAUGGGUUCAUCGACCAGUUACCAGACAUCACUUUCUUCCAUGCAAACUCCAACAACUUCAUCGGCACCGUCCCUGAACUCAUCUCCGAUCUCAGAUUCUUCUACGAGCUCGAUCUUAGCAACAACAAAUUCACUGGCGAUUUUCCAAAGCAAGUCCUCGGCGCCACUAAACUCACGUUCCUAGACAUUCGGUUCAAUGGCUUCUGUGGUCCGGUCCCAGAGAAGCUGUUUGAUAUGGACAUUAUCACUGCUAUCUUCCUCAACAACAACAAGUUUAACAACUACAUUCCGGCUAACCUUGGCAACACCCCUGCUCGGUACCUCACCUUCGCCAGCAACGAAUUCACUGGCCCGAUCCCAAAAAGCAUUGGAAUCGGAAAAACAAAGAAGAACCUAAUCGAAGUCCUCUUCUCCGACAACAAGCUUUCCGGCUGUUUACCAAUGGAGAUCGGUCUUUUAGAGAAUGCCGUUCUCUUCGACGCAAGCAAAAACUCCCUCACCGGCCCAAUCCCACAUUCCUUUGCCUGUUUAGCCAAAAUGGAGCUUCUCAAUUUCGCCGACAACCACUUCUACGGCGCUGUUCCGGAGGCCGUCUGCAAGUUACCAAACCUCCAAAACUUCACUCUCCGCAACAACUUCUUCACCCAAGUCGGCCCCGUCUGCCGGAACUUGAUCUCGAAGAAAGUUCUAGACGUUUCUGGAAACUGCAUUUUGGGUCUGCCGGAGCAGAGAUCGGAAGAGGAAUGUACCCAUUUCUUCACCAAUGUUGAGUACUGUCAGGAUGAGAAGUCAAUGAAGUACAUUCCUUGUAAAGGGAAUUGGUAUUUGAAUGAAGAUCCGGCCGCCGUACUCCGUCGGCCGGCGAGGAAAGUGACGGAGAUGAGAACUUACGCGGCUCUUGUCCCGCAUUAAAUUUCUCAUUCAAUAUGAUGUUUAUUUUUCUCUUAUUUUCUGUGUGUUUUUAUUAUUAUAUCUUUGGUCAACAAAAUUUAUAUAUAUUAUUAAGAAGCAAUGAAAAAUAAAGAUAGUAAGUUGAGGAUGGUAAUUUGUGAAAUGUAUGUAAUAGUAACUUCCAUUUGUAUUGGGAUAUAAUCAAUUUAUAAUAGUAAAACUCUAGCAUAUUUGUCAAAAUGAGCUUUA
This is a messenger RNA of Benincasa hispida (wax gourd), 1761 nucleotides long. Lineage: Eukaryota; Viridiplantae; Streptophyta; Magnoliopsida; Cucurbitales; Cucurbitaceae. The record is from RefSeq and is a predicted model, not a curated record.